AUGUACAAGCUUGGAAUAGAUGAAGAAUCUAUGUUUGCACUAAGAGCUGCAAUGACAGCUUCUACUCAUGUAGACCAAAUAGAUCUUAUUCCGAAACCGUUAUUUUUGUUCAUUAUUGUACCAGAUUUUCUAUUUAUCAUUGCAUUUUUGCUAUUGUUCUGGUAGUUAUUGUCACUCUAUAACCAAGGUCAUGCAAAUUUAUUUAAAGUUAUGUGCUAAGGAAGAGGUUAAUAUUUAAUUCUAGUCACAAUUGUAGUGCUAAGUACACUAUAACUAACGAUGCUUUGCCUCUAUAUAUUCUCAGCAGUUUCAGCUAAAGCUUUUUCAAUUGAAUGCACAGUAUUGAAUUUUGUAGCAGCAACAUUCGUUUGGAUAGUGCUACUGAUUUAUGCGAUUAAAUUUUCUGGAAGUCCUUUCAGAUCACCUGCAUAUAAAAUUAAAAUGAGAAAACUUACUCUAGCAAUUGUAAUCUGGUGCAUCACUCGAUAUUUUAGAGGAAUAUCUGGGGCAUUUGAAACUAGAUGCUAUAAAUUUGUACUCUAAAGUCUUACUAAUAACCUCAAUGAUAGCCUUGCACUUCCUUUAUUAAGUAUAUUGGUUUUUGUUAUUCAAGAAGUAGUGCCAAUGCUUGUAGUUCUAGAUUGGAGUUUUAUGGAAAUUUUUGUCAUCUGCGGGGAAUAAAAUACGUCAAGAAGGUAUGUGCCUGGAAAUUAUAUGUAUGACGGUAUGAGUAGUUAUGACUAUAACGAUUAAUUUUCGUUGAACUUCAAUAACUUUAAGGAUUCUAACUUUAGAAUAAGCCCAUCAGCAAAAAACAUCUAGCCAAAAUUAUUUACUAGCAGAUUAUCGAAUGAUAAUCACGGAUCAGGGACUGGAGGAAUUGGAAGUAGAAAUGAUUCUCUUUCGUCCAUUUAAAAUUCAAAAACUAAGAUAAAAAGAAUAAAUAAUCUUGGUAGAUACUAGUAAGAUCUUAACGGCAUGGUUUCGAGAAUCAAAAGACAAAUAAACCUCGAUUUAUAAGAUGCUAGAUAGCCUCUUUUUUAGAGUAACUAAAAUCUAAAUAUCAUAAACGAAAAUAUCAGUAAUAACGCGAUUGAAUUGAUUUCAAAUAACUAAUAGAAUCAGUAUUUGACUAAAAGAAUAAAGGACUAGGAAAACUAUAUGAAGCCAAAUUUCAUGAAAAGGAUGAAUGUUGGACUAAAGGAUAUGCUUUCAAUACUGGGAGUGAAUUUUGAUCCUAAAAAAUUAAUUCUAUACAUUCUAAUGCCAAAGGAAGUGUCACUAUUUUCAAUUUUGCACUAAAAUUAAUUCAAUAUCUUCCUUUCUGGAGAACUGAAGAAAAACAUAGCAAUAAAGAUAGCUAAAUGCAUGAAAAAUAUCCAUGAAAAAUAAAGAGAUUUAAGAUCCUCUGAUCCUGAAUCUAACUAUUACUCUCAUAAACAUUUAUCAUCAUACAACGUCAUGUUUUGUGAUUUCAAAGAUAAAGUAUAAAAUAACACACUAUAAAAUGAAUUUACGGUUUAAAUCUCUGAUUUGGGGUCAGACUUAUUAAAGAAAUAUGCUAAGCUUUUUAUGGGAUAUUAGAAUCUAAACUCAUGGAGCCCACCUGAGCUUUUCUAAUAAGAUCCUUACUUUAAAAGUACAAACUCUAGUCUUGCAUCAAUCUAAGAUAAUCAAAAUUAAUAUUAUGGUGUUAUUUUGUGGGAGCUUGAAACAGAAUUAAUCCCAUUUGAAGGAAUGGACGAGAAAGAGAUAAAAAAUUUAGUAUUAGAUUAGAGUCUAAGGCCUUAAAUAACUCAUGACACAGAUUAAAAUUUAGCUUAUUUGAUUAGAAGCUGUUGGCAAAAGAAACCUGAUAAAAGACCUAACUUUGAUUAUAUUAUAGAAUUCUUGGAUAGAGUACAAUUUAGUGAGUCAAUUAAAUUUUGA
This is a messenger RNA of Stylonychia lemnae, 1929 nucleotides long. The record is from the annotation of a GenBank genome assembly. NCBI's taxonomy places the organism in Eukaryota, Ciliophora, Spirotrichea, Sporadotrichida, Oxytrichidae.